Bombina bombina (fire-bellied toad) is the source of this 1829-nucleotide messenger RNA. Its product is annotated as ADP-dependent glucokinase. NCBI's taxonomy places the organism in Eukaryota, Metazoa, Chordata, Amphibia, Anura, Bombinatoridae. The transcript has 7 exons. Gene Ontology annotation, cellular component: endoplasmic reticulum. Gene Ontology annotation, biological process: glucose metabolic process. Gene Ontology annotation, molecular function: ADP-specific glucokinase activity. Bases 123 to 1559 code for a protein of 478 amino acids. The record is from RefSeq and is a predicted model, not a curated record.
CUCCAGUAAAGGAAGAGGCCAGGGCUGGGAGAGCUGCAGCUGUGUAAUCUGUAGAUGUUGGGUUGUGUGAAUGUGAGAGUGAAUGUUUUAUGUUGUGAUAAGUCCUAGUAUCAGUCUUUCUGAUGGCUACACCCAAGCUUCUGUGUAUCCCAGUCCUGUCCUUACUUGCCCUGCUAGUUGCCUAUUGGUACAGGCAAGUGGACGAGAAAAGCCUGCACAGCCGGUUGGACACUGUCCUAUCAUCACUUCUCAGAGCUGAGCAAAAAGUUGGUUUGGACUCGCAUCGCCCCCCACGCAUAGCAAUUGGUUUUGGAGGCUGUCUGGAUAUAAUAGUAGAUGGAGUGUCACUCCUGCAUGAGGCCGGCAUUAAACCCAGCUACAACCCUGUUCAUCACAACUUUAUUGAGACAGAGACCCAACUGGCGGAGAGCUUUGCCUACUUCUUCCCGCCGGGCGCAGCUUCAGAGAGAUAUGUAUCGAAUGAGACUUUAUUCCGAAAGCUUGUGGAUACCUCCAAAAGCCUCUCUGAAAUGCGCUGGGCUCUUGGAGGAAAUGCGCCAGUCAUGGCCAACCGCUUAGCAGCAGAGGGAUGCGAUGUCUUACUUGGGGGGCGUCUCAGUACUGAGGAAGUUAGUGUUCUUUCUGAUCGUAUCACAAUUGCUGGUGAGCCAAUAGAGGAUGCAGAUGUACACUUAAUUAUGGAGUACCCAACUGGAGCCAAAUGGGGAGAGCACAUGUCCCGGAGAGCUAACAGAUAUAUUGUGCACAGUGAUUCUCACAAUCCUAUGAUUGAUUCCCUGGAAGACUUUAAGUCUCAGCUGGAGAGCUUCAACCCAGAUCUGCUUGUUGUAGGUGGGCUUCAGAUGAUGGACAGUUUCCCUUUCAAACCAGGUCAGCGCGAAGCUAGAUUGAAGGUGCUUCAGGAGCUUCUGUCAUCGAUGGACCCAAAUAAAGGCGCCCACUUUGAGAUGGCCUCAUUUGUUGAGCAAAGCCUAUUGAAAGACCUGCUGGAAUACAUAAUACCAUACUCUGAUUCCCUUGGUAUGAAUGAACAAGAGCUUCCCAACUUACUUAGUUUGAUCAAGGGAGGAAACAUCACGGUCCUAUCAGACCCUUAUCCUCGUGUGGCAUCCAUACUGGACCAAAUGAGAGAGCUGUAUCGGCUUCUUAGAUCUUGGGAUAUUAAGGAGGGCCAGCGACGUUUAACUCGGCUGCAUGUUCACACCUUAGCCUUCCAAGUCAUGAUGGUGACCAAAGGAUCCAUGUGGAAAAACACUAUGUCUGCCACUGCAAAGGCAUCCUUGACCGCCAAUCGUCAUGUGUGUGGCUCAUCUCAGAUUGACACAAGGAAGGCCAAACUAAUUAUGGAUGAUUCAUUCUCUGUAAGCCGUGAAGUAGGCAGUCAUAGAAUUUCUUUUAGCGAAUCACGACCUGUGUCUUGUUGGGAAGAAGAUAACUAUGAGAUAUGCCUAGCACCUGUGUUAGUCUGUACUGAGGUAUUUCAGACAGCGGGUGGUGGAGAUAACAUCUCUGCUGCAGGACUUGUAUUGCAGAUUUGAUAAGAUAGCUCUUGAAAUUUGUUGGUCAACACUCCUUUCGUGUAGAACAAUUUUACAGACAGUCCUAAGAAGCUGGUGGUUUUGAAAGUAGAGAAGAGAAUUAGAAAAAAUCUUGUUUAAAGAGUGAUCUGAGCCAUUACCUUGAUUUUUUUUUAAAACAAUGUGAAAUAGGUUCUGCUCCAACAGAACUUUAAUAUUUUAUGUAAUCUGCAUUCUGGAAAUCUCAGCUUGUUCUCCUGAGUUAAAACAUUCCAUUUAUGUUUCAUUUCU